AGAAAAUAAGAAACAACACAAAAAGAUGAAAACAUUCGGAUUGAUGAUGAUCUCUUUCUUGCUAGUUGCAAUAACAACAACAUCCGGUGUUGUUGGUGAGGGUAACGACGUGGUUUAUGAUGGCGAAGGAGAUCCGGUUAAGCCCAACGUUCCGUAUUACAUCAGCUUCAUGACGUCGGAUUACAACAUGUGGAUCUGCCGAAGGCAAUAUGGAUCUACUGAUCCCAACUCAUGCCCACAACAACCGUUAAUGGUCACACAUCCAGAUAUAGCAGCACCCACACCGGUAAUGUUUGUAUUAGCAUCCAAAUCAGAUGUCGUACGUGAAUCAGCCAAACUUAAGAUUAAGUUCGUAGGUCCUCGCAAGUGUGGUCAAUCCGGGUUUUGGAGAGUUGCUCAGAGAAACUCUUUAGAAGGUGAAGUAGUCCUCAACGGAUCUAAAUCUAAGUCAAACAAUGACAGUACGUUCGCCAUCCAUAAAACUAACGAAUACUACAAGUUCACUUUCGGUGACGGUGACUAUCCAACGACUAUCAGUAUGACCAACGAUUAUCCGAUAUAUAGGUUGUUAUCGAAGAGGUUAUCUGGAGAGAUGGAGAUUUAUUUCUACAAGAACCUGACUAUGGGUGAAUACUAAUGUUUUCAUUUCAAAAAUCAAAAUAAAACUUUGUUGUAAUAACAUGAAUACGCAAUAAAUGAUCAAAUAAACU
This is a messenger RNA of Arabidopsis arenosa, 710 nucleotides long. The record is from the annotation of a GenBank genome assembly. NCBI's taxonomy places the organism in Eukaryota, Viridiplantae, Streptophyta, Magnoliopsida, Brassicales, Brassicaceae.